This is a messenger RNA of Jaculus jaculus (lesser Egyptian jerboa), 1609 nucleotides long. RefSeq names its product potassium channel tetramerization domain containing 13 (gene Kctd13). Gene Ontology annotation, cellular component: Cul3-RING ubiquitin ligase complex. The transcript has 6 exons. Lineage: Eukaryota; Metazoa; Chordata; Mammalia; Rodentia; Dipodidae. Gene Ontology annotation, biological process: protein homooligomerization; proteasome-mediated ubiquitin-dependent protein catabolic process; protein ubiquitination. Gene Ontology annotation, molecular function: ubiquitin-protein transferase activity; protein binding. The coding region runs from base 85 to 1074 and encodes 329 amino acids. The record is from RefSeq and is a predicted model, not a curated record.
CGUCAGGCUCCGGAGCCCGGCUCCUGGCUUCGUCGGGAGCGGGCCCGAGGACCCUGGGCUCGCCGCCUGCCUCCGCUGGUUGGCAUGUCAGCCGAGGCCUCGGGCCCGGCGGGAGCCGCGGCCCUAUCCCUGGAAGUCCCUCAGCCGGCGGGGUUGGAACCCGGCACCCCCACGUACGGUCUGAAGCCCCUGACCCCGAACAGCAAGUAUGUGAAGCUGAACGUGGGCGGCUCGCUGCACUACACUACGCUGCGCACCCUCACGGGCCAGGACACGAUGCUCAAGGCCAUGUUCAGCGGCCGCGUGGAGGUGCUCACGGACGCGGGAGGUUGGGUGCUGAUUGACCGGAGUGGCCGCCACUUUGGUACAAUCCUCAACUACCUGCGCGAUGGGUCCGUGCCCCUGCCUGAGAGCACCAGAGAACUGGGGGAGCUACUAGGCGAAGCCCGCUACUACCUGGUACAGGGCCUGAUUGAAGACUGCCAGGUGGCACUGCAGCAAAAAAGGGAGAACCUGUCCCCACUGUGCCUCAUCCCCACAUUGACGUCUCCCCGAGAGGAACAGCAGCUCCUGGCCAGCACCUCCAAGCCCGUGGUGAAGCUUCUUCACAACCGCAGUAACAACAAGUACUCCUAUACCAGCACUUCAGAUGAUAACCUACUGAAGAACAUCGAGCUGUUUGACAAACUGGCCCUGCGCUUCCAUGGGCGUCUGCUCUUCCUCAAGGAUGUCUUGGGAGAUGAGAUCUGCUGCUGGUCUUUCUACGGUCAAGGCCGCAAAAUCGCCGAGGUGUGCUGCACCUCCAUUGUCUAUGCCACGGAGAAAAAGCAGACCAAGGUGGAAUUCCCUGAGGCCCGGAUCUUCGAGGAAACAUUGAACAUCUUGAUCUAUGAGACACCGCGCGGCCCGGACCCAGCCCUCCUGGAGGCUACAGGAGGUGCGGCUGGAGGUGGUGGGGCAAAUCGAGGGGAAGAUGAAGAGAAUCGAGAGCACCGCGUUCGGAGGAUCCAUGUUCGGCGCCAUAUCACCCAUGAUGAGCGUCCUCAUGGCCAACAGAUUGUUUUCAAGGACUGACUUUUGACCCUGACCCUGCCAUCCUCUUUGCUUGUAGACCCCAAUUCCUCUCUUUUUUUUCUCCUUUCCUCAGGCUUUUGCCCUGGCUCUGCUGGCCAAGUCAUGGGCCUUUCCUCUGUCCUUUCACUGCAUGGUGUGGUUCAAUGUGGUCCUGUUCGCUCAUUUCCCGAACUGCUAACAACAAGGUACAUUCCAGCCCUCUCCUCAGGCAGAGCUCUUCAGAAGGCCAACAUUCACACCCCUCCCCACAUUCUUGUCCUGCCUUCUUUCCCUCCCCAGCUGGUUUAGAAUGACUUUGGAAUUCCUUUUUCUUUUCAUUAAUACAUCAUACAUGCCAAGUGCUGAGCCAGUCCUUAGUAACAGUAACCUCUACUACUACACAGGGUGAUUUGCCUUCUUCCUACCACUUCCCCAUUCUCCUUUUCUCCUUAACUUUGUGUAAGGCUGACCUGGUCCUGCGCCAGCUCUGCUGUCUUUAUCUGUUUCAUAUUAUUUAUUAUUUAAGUUUUUUAUUAAAUUAUUGAAAUAAAUUGCA